UCUGAGAGAAAAAAAAGGGGGAGAGAGAGAAAGAAGAGCAGGAAAGAUCCUGAAAGGAGGAAGAGGUGGCGAAAAAGCAACUACCUUGCUGGAUUUGUCUUUCUCAGCACGUUGACGGAGCCUUGGUUUUCUCUCUUAAAGAAGUGGUUUUCAGAAGUCCACAUUUGAGCUCUCUCCUUCCUGCUUCCUCCUUGCUGUGGUGGCUGGGAUGCUUCUCCCAUGAUACUUUGGAUCUAGCCUGGGCUGUUUUCUGUUAAACCAAUCAGUUUCGACCUUCUCUUAACAGUGUGCAGUGAGGGGCCUCCUCCCUCCCCCCCUCCCUCAGUGGGCCACCUUCUCUUGCCCUGCCCUCACCUCCAUGGACGACUCGGAGGUGGAGUCGCCCGCCAGCAUCCUGGCCUCCGUGAAGGAGCAGGAGGCGCAGUUUGAGAAGCUGACCCGGGCGCUGGAGGAGGAGCGGCGCCACGUCUCGGCGCAGCUGGAGCGCGUCCGCGUCUCCCCGCAGGACGCCAGCCCGCUCCUGGCCAACGGCACGCUCACCCGGCGGCACCAGAACGGCCGCUUUGUGGGCGAUGCUGACCUUGAGCGACAGAAAUUUUCAGAUCUAAACCUCAACGGACCCCAGGAUCACAGCCACCUUCUGUACAGCACUAUCCCCAGGAUGCAGGAGCCGGGGCAGAUUGUGGAGAGCUACACGGAAGAGGACCCCGAGGGCGCCAUGUCUGUGGUCUCUGUGGAGACCUCGGACGAUGGAACCACUCGGCGCACAGAGACCACAGUCAAGAAAGUGGUGAAGACUGUGACGACUCGGACGGUGCAGCCAGUCCCUAUGGGGCCCGACGGGCUGCCUGUAGACGCCUCAUCGGUGUCAAACAGCUACAUCCAGACUCUGGGCCGUGACUUCCGCAAGAACGGCAACGGGGGCCCUGGUCCCUACGUGGGGCAAGCAGGCACGGCCACCCUCCCCAGGAACUUCCACUACCCGCCCGACGGAUACAGCCGCCACUAUGAGGACGGGUAUCCCGGGAGCGGCGACAACUACGGCAGCCUGUCGCGGGUGACCCGCAUCGAGGAGCGGUACAGGCCCAGCAUGGAAGGCUACCGGGCGCCCAGCCGGCAGGACGUCUACGGGCCGCAGCCCCAGGUCCGGGUGGGCGGGAGCAGCGUGGAUCUGCACCGCUUUCAUCCGGAGCCCUACGGGCUGGAGGACGACCAGCGAAGCAUGGGCUAUGAUGACGUGGAUUACGGCAUGAUGUCCGAUUACGGCACGGGCCGGCGGACGGGGACCCCCUCCGACCCGCGGCGGCGCCUCAGGAGCUAUGAAGACAUGAUUGGUGAGGAGGUGCCAUCAGACCAGUACUACUGGGCGCCUCUGGCCCAGCACGAACGAGGGAGUCUGGCGAGCUUGGACAGCCUGCGCAAGGGCGGGCCCCCGCCCCCCAACUGGAGACAGCCAGAGCUGCCCGAGGUGAUCGCCAUGCUGGGCUUCCGCCUGGAUGCCGUCAAGUCCAACGCGGCUGCGUACCUGCAACACCUCUGCUACCGCAACGACAAGGUGAAGACCGAUGUCCGGAAGCUCAAGGGCAUCCCAGUGCUGGUGGGACUGCUAGACCACCCCAAAAAGGAAGUGCACCUCGGAGCCUGUGGUGCUCUCAAGAAUAUCUCUUUUGGGCGUGACCAGGAUAACAAGAUCGCUAUAAAAAACUGUGACGGUGUUCCUGCUCUCGUGCGGUUGCUCCGAAAGGCUCGUGACAUGGACCUCACUGAAGUAAUUACUGGAACCCUGUGGAAUCUCUCAUCCCAUGACUCCAUAAAAAUGGAGAUCGUGGACCACGCGCUGCACGCCUUGACGGAUGAAGUGAUCAUUCCCCAUUCGGGCUGGGAGCGGGAACCUAGCGAAGACUGUAAGCCGCGCCACAUCGAGUGGGAGUCCGUGCUCACCAACACAGCUGGCUGCCUCAGGAAUGUCAGCUCGGAGAGGAGUGAAGCGCGCCGGAAACUUCGGGAGUGUGAUGGGUUGGUGGAUGCUCUCAUUUUCAUUGUCCAGGCUGAGAUUGGACAGAAAGACUCGGAUAGCAAGCUUGUGGAGAACUGUGUCUGCCUCCUUCGGAACCUGUCCUAUCAAGUUCACCGGGAGAUCCCGCAAGCAGAGCGCUACCAGGAGGCGCCUCCCAAUGUCGCCAACAAUACCGGGCCGCACGCUGCCAGCUGCUUUGGGGCCAAAAAAGGCAAAGAUGAGUGGUUCUCCAGAGGGAAAAAACCCACAGAGGAUCCAACAAAUGAUACAGUGGAUUUCCCUAAAAGAACUAGUCCUGCUCGAGGCUAUGAGCUUUUAUUUCAGCCGGAGGUGGUUCGGAUAUACAUCUCACUCCUCAAAGAAAGCAAGAAUCCCGCCAUCCUAGAAGCGUCAGCCGGGGCCAUCCAGAACUUGUGUGCUGGGCGCUGGACGUAUGGUCGAUAUAUCCGCUCAGCUCUGCGUCAAGAGAAAGCUCUUUCCGCCAUUGCUGACCUCCUGACCAGUGAGCACGAGCGGGUUGUGAAAGCGGCAUCCGGGGCCCUGAGGAACCUGGCUGUGGACGCGCGCAACAAGGAGCUGAUUGGUAAACAUGCCAUUCCUCACUUGGUCAAGAAUCUGCCAGGAGGGCAGCAGAGCUCUUCCCAGAAUUUCUCUGAGGACACCGUGGUCUCUGUUCUGAACACCAUCAACGAAGUUAUCGCUGAGAACUUGGAGGCUGCCAAAAAGCUCCGGGAGACCCAGGGUAUUGAGAAGCUGGUUUUGAUCAACAAAUCAGGGAACCGCUCAGAAAAAGAAGUUCGAGCAGCCGCGCUUGUAUUACAGACGAUUUGGGGAUAUAAGGAACUGCGGAAGCCCCUGGAAAAAGAAGGGUGGAAGAAGUCCGACUUUCAGGUGAAUCUGAACAGCGCUUCUCGGAGCCAGAGCAGCCACGCCUAUGACGACAGCACGCUGCCCCUCAUUGACCGGAACCAGAGAUCAGAUAAGAAACCUGAUCGGGAAGAAAUUCAGAUGAGCAGUAUGGGAUCAAAUACGAAAUCGUUAGAUAACAACUAUUCUACACUGAAUGAAAGAGGGGACCACAACAGAACGCUGGAUCGAUCCGGAGAUCUAGCUGAAAUGGAGCCACUGAAGGGAGCGCCCCUGAUGCAGAAGAUAUAGCGCCGCUCUCUCCGCUGCAUCCGGGCUUAUAAUAUAUGUGCUUUCAUUUUUUGGUGGUGAAAUGGACUGGUGAUUUUCCCUUUCUUCGCUGGACUGUUGUGCCACCUGCCAGGCUGCCUCCUGCCUUGAUGGCCCUAAGUGGCUGCCUUCUUUCCAUCAACUCCCUAACUGCUUCCGGUGAAGCUUAAUUGUCCCUCUUCCCCCCUCCAGACCCCUCCAGUCACUCCCAAGAAGCCUGACUCAGUUAUAGACAUAUCUUGAGAAACUGCUGCAGAUUAGCUCUUUUUGCCAGCUCUCCCUGGAACUCUUGGCCUUGGUGGAGGGAGGGAGAGAGUGGGAACCUUCACUGGAAACCUUGGAAAGAACCGGAAGUUACAUGCUAUACAUGCCAUGUCCAGCAGUCUGAUAAACUGAUGAUUCUUAAUCAAGAUUUUUCUUUUCCUGGUGGGGAAGGGACUUUUUUUUUUUUUUGAGAAUGGAAAGUGUGAGCUCUUCUUUUAUUCCUAAUGACUAUUUUUGAAGCAAAGAAGGCCGGCAGCGUUGGCACAUCCCACUUGGCAAGGGCCCUUGAGUAAGUGAAGGUUUCCUAGAGUGGGGAGUGAGAGGCCUUGCCCUGAUCCUCUGCGGGGCAGGACCACCCAAGGACCUGCACCCCCCAUCUCUUCCCCAAGCCUCCUGCCAACCCCGGCUGCCCCCGCUGAGGCUGUCCCGAACCCUCCUCCCCCAGUUCGUGGUAAUGUCUGCUGAUUGGCCUGGCCGUUUGCAAGAGGCUGUAGAGAGAGGAGAACGUGUCAAGGAAGACUUUUUUUGGGUGCAAAGAAGCAGAAAGAUGUCUUCGGGGAGGAGAAGCGCCUCUGGGAGGAGCUCGUAGGAAUGUACAUGAUCCGUUUAGUCCGAAACUGGCAGGAAGCGUCCCAGCUGGCUCCCCCUGCCCUGCUCUCCCCUGUCCUCACCCCUGCAGCCCCGUCCUGCCCCCGCCUCCCCCCUGGACUGGCUGGCUGGCUAAAGGACUUGAUGUACAUACUCCUGCCCCCUCGACCCUGAAAAGGUGGGGUUCGCCCCUGGCUCUGCCUCGUCUUUGUGCCUUUGGCCUGGGGUGCAUCUCCUCCUUCCCUUCCAUGUGCCUUUCUUUGCCUCUGCAGUCUCAUUUCUCAUGAUUUUGCAAAUUAUACUUUGUUGCUUUCUGACCUACUCUUGGCCCCAAAUAGCAGAAAGAAGAGACGGGACCUAGAGAUCCUCCGUCUCUCCACCGGGAAUUGGAACAGCCUCUAACUUUAGCCAUAGAAGGUUUUUGCUCAACUGUAUAUGUUGGGGUUUUGCAAAAGUCCUGUUCUGAUGAGUCUCCAGAUGAGGUUGGUUGUCCAGGAUCACCGUCAUCUCUGAAGGGGUGACAGGGACGGCGUGUCCAUCCCCGCCUCCCGCGCUGCCCCAUCCCGCCCCUUCCCUCCUCCUGUUAGUGCAUAUUUGCAGGUUGGGCUAGAGGAAUCAGCCGCUAUGUGGUUGAUUCUUUUUUUUUUUUUAACCCUGUCCCUUAUUUACUUUUUACUCCUCCCCUCAAUCUAAAAGCGCUGUUCAAAUGCAACUGGAAAUCUUUAUUCUCCUCCCUCCCCCUCCCCUAAUAUAUUGAGGCUUUGGGGUAGGAGAAAAGUGCACAACCCACCACCCCCCUUCCCCUAUGCAUUAAAGUUCCUUAUUUACCCCUUUGCCUCCUCACAUUACUUCCCACUCCUUUUCUGGCAAAAAGGAGCCUCUUCCUCUCUGUGAUUAAGCGUCCUGCGCAGGGGAGACUGCCCCGUCCAGCCCUGGCUCCACUCUUGGUUUCUCUUGCCGUCUUCUGCUCUUUUCCUGGUGCUCUUCUUGUCGGUGGGGUGUGGGUAAUAGAACAGCCAUAGGCUUUUGGGGACCUUUAACUGUUUUUUCCUUUUCAUUUAUAAAAACACUAAACAUUCAAUUUCAGAGAACCAAAAAUCCCACCUUCCCACCGAACACUAAGGGGCGUGUCUUCUGCGCCAGACCUUUUCUGUUUUUCUUUCUCUCUUGUUAAUGCUUUUAAAAACAAAUGAGUUUUUUAUAUAAAUAAAGU
Molecule: messenger RNA, 5258 nt
Organism: Budorcas taxicolor (takin)
Lineage: Eukaryota; Metazoa; Chordata; Mammalia; Artiodactyla; Bovidae
Gene: CTNND1
Product: catenin delta 1
Exons: 20
Coding region: 359-3175 (938 amino acids)
Biological process (GO): cell-cell adhesion; cell-cell junction assembly
Cellular component (GO): adherens junction; nucleus; cytoplasm
Molecular function (GO): cadherin binding
Source: RefSeq, a predicted model, not a curated record